AUUAAAUUAUGAACGUAGUUUACUUUACGUAAACUUUAUUGAAUUUUAUUGCAGUUUCACACAAAGUAUUGAUUUUCGAUGGCGUAAGUGACUUCAUGCUGAAUAUAUUUUGGAGUUUUCUCGCCGAAGGCAAUGCGCACUCGGUUUACCGGUACAUUGGACCUAAAAGUGAUACAUUUACUGGGAUGGUAUUGAAACUUCCGAAAGAUACAACUCUUAAGAAUCAAACUCGACUUCUUAGACAAUAUCGUUUUGUUAAAAAAGUUGUUAUAGGUUCUUCGAUGUUUCCCGUUGAAGCAUUUCAAUGUGAAGAUGCAGUUUUUCUUGAAAAGAGAAACAGAACAUGUAACAUUUCAGUUGAUCCUUUUGUUACGAAACCAAAAGAAACCGUGAAAAUUCCUACAAGUGACCCUGACAUAAUUAAUUUACCCAAGUAUUACCCUUACACAAGUGAAAUCUAUCUGUUUGGUUUUAUUACAACGUUGAAUCUUGAGAAUUUCCAACAUGAAAGGAUGAAGCUACCCAUUGAAGGAUUAGGAAUUCAAACCAUCUUAACAUCUUUUAGUUUACCCCAGGGGAAUCGUUAUUCCCUGUUUAAUAAUGUGAUAACAAUUCUUAGGGAUAUCUUUUUUAUUUAUAAAAAAGUAUUCUUCAUGAUAAAUCAACAGGAUAAUACAGAAAAAUAUCCACCACAAAAAAACAGUAUCAAUAUGUCGAAAACUAUAGGCUUAGUACACAAAAUGCAUAUCCCCUAUCAAAAGUUACAAUUGCUGGAUGAGUUUCAUAUGCUUAAUGUUGAAAUGGAAUCAUUAAAUCAUAACUUAUCCAUUUUCCCCUCUUUUGUUCGUCCUACCAAUCAACCUACUCCACCUACCUCAUUUUACGAUUUACCUCUUAACGUUGCUUUAUCUAAAGGUUUAACAAUGCUUAAAGAGAAAUCAUCUUUAUUGGGUAUGAACCAUUGUCCAUGUCGUAGCGUCGUGAAACACGAGCCUCCUCAUUCAAGUUCCGAGGCGUUUUCUUAUAAGAAAGGAUGUCGUGAAUUGUUGUCUUCUUUUGUUAAAACUGGUAGUCCACAUGGUGGUCGUCGUGAGCGAAAAAAAGGAUUAAAAAAGAAGUAUCGCAUAUCUCAUUUAGGAAAAAGUCAAUCUUAUGCUUUAUUAGAAAGAGAUCUUAUCACUCCUCCAAUGGCAAUGCAUGAUUUAUUAGGUUUUCCUUCGUGCGGAGUCACAGUAGACUCAAGCGAUAUGAAUUUGUUGAGUAAACCAAAAUGGGUUUAUUUUACGUGUGAAAUGAAACCCAAAACAGGUCUGCCGAUGCAAGUCGUGAUGAGUGAAAGUGAUGAUACUUUUCCCAGUUUAUCUUCAACUCGUUUUACUUUACAACAAGAUCUAAAAUUGUUGCAAAAAGAAAUAUCCAAUCCAAGUUUUUAUAAUCCUUGUCAUUUUUUUAGUCAUCUUAGCAACGAAAAAGUUGUUUUUGAACAGUUUUGUUUAUUACAAAAAAAACCUCAAAACAAUUGUCACCUAUUUAUUAAUGGAACGCGCAUUGUUUGGUGUGAUGAUCAACAUGAGAAACAGCUCGAAAUGGAAACAAAUAAGAGCCAUUCCAAUGUGAAUCUUUUUCGUGUAGCACCUUAUCCGUCACCUUCUACCUUUCAGAAAUGCUACUCGGAACAAAAUUCUUCAUUAAAACAUUUUUCUUGUCCCAUUCAUAAUCUAUUACACCCAUUAACCAAUUCUCAUCGUUUUCAUAAUUAUAUUUAUUUAGGAACAGAUACAACAAUUCAUCAAGAGACUUUGCUACCUAUUUUCAAAUUAUUUGCUACAAUAGUUCACAAAGAACGGAAUUUGCUUUAUAGACUUUUAUAUAUUCAUUCUUUUUGUGAAGGGCAACAAGAAGUUGCAGAUCUUCUUCUGAACUAUUUGAUUCAAAAAAACUGGUUAAGCGUGCGUCGAAAAACACCAUCAUCCACGGAUGACUCCAAACGCUUUAUGUUAGAAGAUUUGAAUCAUUUGUGUGUUCAACCUUUACAAUCACAAAAACCUUUUGAUCCAUUUUCGAAAGGUACAACUAGUAACACUUUCAAUAUAUCGAAUAUUGAUCAUAAUUUCAUGUCAGAUGAAAAAGCGUCAGCGGCUUUAUACGAUUUUCGUCCUUUUAUUCAAACAAUAACAAAAAAAGUUUGGAGCCAGCGAGCAUGUAAACAACAUGGAACGACUCAAAAUGUCAUGGAUUCGGAAAUGCAAAUAGCUCAACAACUACAAAAAGUACAUUUUAUUGUUGGUCAAAACUUAUUAAAAGAACAUGAGCAAGUUCAAGAUGUAUGUGCAAAUAAUAAGAUUGAUACCUUGAAAAAAAAAAGUGUUUAUUGGAUCUAUCGAUAUCUUGUAGGACGUACUUUUUUAGAUUGUAGCCUCAUGCUCAAUCUUGCUCUUUCGAUUGGAGAACCCGUAGAAACUGAUCUUUGUCGUUUUAAAAAACUUUGCGAGUUCUCUUUACAUAAUGUUUUGAACACUCGUAGUGAAAUCCAAACGAAUGGCUUUAAUAAUGCUUCUAUUCAAUCUUGCAUACAGAAUUUAAAAAUUUUUCAGCCAACUUUGGACAUUAAACUCAAUUCAAAAAAUCAACGCGUUAUUUCGUCUCAAAAAAAGAGAUCAACGACAACAGAAAAGUAUCGAUGGACUGAUGUCGUAUCUCUCAUUCAUCCAUUAUUAAAGAAAAAUGAGUUGUUUCAAAAAUCUGAAAAUACUCUUGUUUGUGAAUCGAAUUCAUCAUUUGUUGACCGAAAAUCUCUUAUGCUUAGUGUGUAUUAUCGAGUCAGUUUAGUUGACUUGGAUUUAAAGCUGGCUUCUAAAAUUCCACGAUGGGCAAAACAAUUCCGCGAUAUUUUACAUGUUCAUAAAGUUAAAGAGAAAUGUGAACACCCCUUAUCACAUAAAUGCCCGGAACAUAAUUUAAUCUUUUCAUAAAUUUCUACUUUUUUGAUACAUUCAUUCAUAUAAUUUUUUUUAACAAAAUUUCAUCAAAAAUAAUUAAAAGAAAAAAAAAAAGAUAACAAUAAAAAGAAAAGACUACGAGGAUUGGUUCAUAGAGCUCACUUGUUCAUUUCUCAUCAUGUUCUUACUACAGAAUGUUUGACAUCUGUGACUAGCGAAGAAUUACGCCAACGUACAAUGAUUGAUUGUGAAGCUCAAAUUUUUGAAAAGAAACAGUUUGAUACAACCGAAAGGAAGACCCAGGCUUUCUAUUCAACUCCUAUUGUCGUUUCCGGAAAGCUUUAUGGAGGAUAUGUGUUUUGUCCCAAGGAAAUUCUAUGUCAAAUUCUUCUUCUUCAAACAACGUUUUACGCGUCUUUAGGUUUUCUAGUACUUUUUGUUUUUUCCUUUUUAGGUUACCCUUCAAGUCCGAAAAUAUUAUUUGAUCCAUACUCUUUUCAAGGGUUUUUUUUAAACUCAGCUCACCGUUGCUAUACUCUUCUUUUUUUUUUUGUCAUAAUUUUAACUUCUUUUUUUCUUGCGUAUAUCAUUGAGAGGACUAACAAAUGCUUGGAUUUCGUUGUUACUUUUCAUUUCAUACACUGCACGGCUUGUUUCAUGAUUUGUGGACUAUCUUCUCUAUCCUACUGGUUUUGGUGUGUCAUUUUAUGUUCUAUUGUCAUAAUGACAGUUAUAUCUGAAAGGGUUUGUAUGAGAACGGAAUUACAGGAAAUAGUUCUUGAGAAGCGCGAUAACUAUAUUCGACCUGAAGCUGCAAUAAAACAUCU
Messenger RNA from Hylaeus volcanicus, 3766 nucleotides. RefSeq lists its product as uncharacterized. The transcript has 14 exons. The coding region runs from base 96 to 2972 and encodes 958 amino acids. Gene Ontology annotation, molecular function: ATP binding; inositol-1,3,4,5,6-pentakisphosphate 2-kinase activity. The record is from RefSeq and is a predicted model, not a curated record. Gene Ontology annotation, biological process: inositol phosphate biosynthetic process. Lineage: Eukaryota; Metazoa; Arthropoda; Insecta; Hymenoptera; Colletidae. Gene Ontology annotation, cellular component: nucleus.